AUGAGUCAAGAGCUCGGGGUGCUGAGCAAUCAGGUCCCUCCAGUGGGGCCCCAUCGCGUUUCCGGAGGCCAGGCCAUAAAAGCGCUCGCUCCUCGUUGCUCCUCAGCCUCGCAGAUCCUCAGCGUCUCCUGCCGAGCUCCUCCUGAUCCAGGUCUCCAGCCAUGUGCUCCCGCCAGGACAAGGACCAGUGCCACCAGCAGGAACGGGCCUCGUGCCACAGCAGCGGGUCCGGUUGCCACGGCAGCGGUGGCGGAUCCGGUUGCCACAGGAGCAGCGGAUCUGGCUGCCACGGCAGCGGUGGCGGAUCUGGAUGCCAGAGGAGCAGCGGAUCUGGUUGCCACAGCAGCGGAUCCGGUUGCCACGGGAGCGGUGGCGGAUCUGGAUGCCGUGGGACCAGCGGAUCUGGCUGCCAUGGAAGCAGUGGCGGAUCUGGCUGCCGUGGGACCAGUGGAUCCAGUUGCCACAGCAGCGGAUCUGGCUGCCGUGGAAGCAGUGGCGGAUCCAGUUGCCAUGGGAGCAGCGGAUCCAGUUGCCACGGGACCAGCGGAGGAUCCUGCCAUGGAAAUCAGCAGGAGUGCCAGCAGCAAAUCUACCAAGUGUCCUCAAAUAAGUGAUGGCCCCAUCACCCCAGCAUGCGGGUGAUCCACAGGAUCCACAGGAUGAUCCACACGAAUGCCUCAGAUCCUGUGCCGUGUUUGGAAAGCUUUGCGUGUCUCCAGCAAUUCCCAAGGAAAUUUUUCUUUCCCCUUCCCUUGUGAACCCUGUAACCUGUCCUGAGCUUUUCCGUGGCUGCUGAAAUAAACUCUUUGCUCA
Molecule: messenger RNA, 813 nt
Organism: Ficedula albicollis (Collared flycatcher)
Lineage: Eukaryota; Metazoa; Chordata; Aves; Passeriformes; Muscicapidae
Product: coiled-coil domain-containing protein 8 homolog
Exons: 3
Coding region: 1-642 (213 amino acids)
Source: RefSeq, a predicted model, not a curated record